CUUUCAUGGCGGCAAGGCUUCUUCAAAGGAGAAUUCUUUCACUAAUUGCUCGUAAUCAGUCUCAGACUUCCCUCCUCACAGGUCCUUCUGGACGUCGGUCCUAGUUGCUUGGAGGGACCGGGGAGUUUGUUUUGAGUUUUGAUUACGAUGGAAUCCAAGGAUAUCACGGCCAACGUGGGUGGCAGUAGUAGUGAGGGUGCCGACCCUGAGGCUGGUAAUGACUCUACUAGUGUGUUACGUGACUUCGCACAGAAGCUUAUGGCUGAGGUAGUGCGGACGAAUAGGGGGCAGGAUCGUCCUACGACUGAGAUGGGUUGCUCCAUUGAGCAGUUCACCAAAUUGAAGCCCUCAGCUUUUAUGGGCAGUACAGAUCCAGUUUGUGCUGAGAAUUGGAUCCAGGAGAUCGAGAAGAUCCUAGAUGUGUUGAACUGCACUGAAAGGCAGAAAGUCACCUUCGCCACGUUCAAGUUGGCAGGGGAGGCUGAAAGAUGGUGGGUGUCUGUAAAGCAGAUGGAAGAGCACCGACCGAUACCAAUAGCGUUGACGUGGGCCCGAUUCAAAGAGCUCUUCUUUGAAUGUUAUUUUUCGGCCACAAUUAGAAACGCGAAGAUGGAGGAAUUCAUGAAUCUGACACAGGGAUCGCUGACAGUGCAGCAGUACGCUGCUAAAUUCCAGGAGCUGUCUCGAUUUGCUCCAUUCAUGAUUCCUGAUGAAGCAAAGAAGGCCUGGAAGUUUCAGAGGGGUCUGAGGAGCGAGAUUCGUAAGCGGACGGCGAUUUUGCAGUUGCAAGACUUUGCUACACUGGUUGAUAAAGCCACUGUGGCAGAGGAGAGUCUACUGGAGGACGUAGAGGUUCAGGUCCUGAAGAAGAGGUCAGCGCCGCCCAGUUCUUCGUUUGGGACGAGGAAGGGUAGCUGGAAGAAGAACAGUGGUGGUACGUCUCAGAACACUGUACGUUUCCAACGUGAGAGUCUACUGGAGGACGUAGAGGUUCAGGUCCUGAAGAAGAGGUCAGCGCCUCCCAGUUCUUCGUUUAGGACGAGGAAGGGUAACUGGAAGAAGAACAGUGGUGGUACGUCUCAGAACACCGUACGUUUCCAACGUUGCUCGUUGUGUGGUAGGAGACACCCGGGGCAGUGUUGGUUGGCUACAGGGGCUUGUAUGCGGUGUGGUAAACAAGGACAUCAGGCGAGAGACUGUAGUAUGCAGGGAAACAAUGGAGCCCCGCAACAGGCAUACAGGGGAAAUACUCAGGCGCAGCAUGGUGGUCAGCAAGGGGGUACUGCCCAGGCUAGGGUGUAUUCCCUGACACCUGGCGACGCAGAGAACACUGGUGAUGUAGUCACAGAACCCUCUUGGCAUCCGCUGUCUGCAAAUUCCUUCUUCAGAAAUAGUGAACCUUUCUGGAGAGGCAUUCGGAGCCAGACAGAAACAGUUAACCAGUUUAAUGAGUUUGUGGACGAACACGAAUCAAGGGGUUUAGAGCUCAGGUCUGAGUCAGAUGGUGCUUCUUCCAGCACAAGUAACAAUGACACCUCAGCUCUUACAUAUACCACCAUAUCCAAGUUGAAGACAUCCUCAAGGCAUGAUCUUGCCAUGAUCUUUACUUGCAAGGUCUGUGAGACAAGGUCCAUAAAGACAGUUUGCCGUGAAUCCUACGAGAAAGGCGUGGUGGUGGCAAGAUGUGGUGGCUGUAAUAAUCUACACCUGAUUGCUGAUCGGCUUGGGUGGUUUGGAGAACCAGGGAGUGUCGAGGACUACCUGGCUGCUCGAGGGGAGGAAGUGAAAAGAGGUUCCCUGGAUACGCUGAACCUGACACUUGAAGAUUUGGCUGGAACAAAGUCUUGAAAUUGAGUGAAAAACUGUUGCUGUAAGUUUGUUAAGUAAUUCAAUGUUUUUAUCCUUGGUUCUUUUUGUUGCUUUUGAAAGUAAUACAUGUCUGGCUAGUCAUGGCAUUCACAUGAGCUGGUGGGUGGCGAAAUUUGGUUUAAGGAAACUGAAUCACUGGCCUUCAGCUUCAUGUUUACUUGUUUAAAUUUGAUUGUUGUGUUUCCCCAUAUAAAUUUAUAGUUCUCAUCUUUUUCUUA
Molecule: messenger RNA, 2087 nt
Organism: Malania oleifera
Lineage: Eukaryota; Viridiplantae; Streptophyta; Magnoliopsida; Santalales; Ximeniaceae
Exons: 4
Coding region: 148-1848 (566 amino acids)
Biological process (GO): protein folding; protein import into mitochondrial matrix; protein stabilization
Cellular component (GO): mitochondrion
Molecular function (GO): zinc ion binding; protein-folding chaperone binding; nucleic acid binding
Source: RefSeq, a predicted model, not a curated record